AUGACUACCACAAUUAACAAUAUAAAUAAUAACAACAUUCAAGAUGAAGAUAACAACAACAACAACAAUAAUAAUAAUAAUAAUAUAAUACCAACCACUGAAGGUGGUAACAUGGCUUUCCAUAAUUAUAUAAAUGAUUUCGCUCACAUUGAAGACCCAUUAGAAAGAAGAAGAUUAGCAUUACAAAAAAUUGAUGAAAUGGAAUUCGGUUGGUCUCACAUUAGAACCAUAUUAAUUGCUGGUGUAGGAUUUUUAACUGAUUCUUAUGAUAUUUUCGCUAUAAAUUUAGGUAUCUCCAUGAUGUCCUACGUUUAUUGGGCUGGUAAUAUGCCAAGUUCCACAAAUACUCUUUUAAAAGUUUCCACAUCCGUGGGGACAGUCAUUGGUCAAAUUGGAUUUGGUACCAUGGCUGAUAUAAUGGGGAGGAAAAAAAUUUACGGGUUAGAAUUGAUAUUAAUGAUCGUCACAACAAUAUUACAAUGUAUGACUGGUUCCUCACCAAGUAUUAAUUUCGUCGCUAUCUUAACAUUUUAUCGUAUCGUUAUGGGUAUCGGUAUCGGUGGUGAUUAUCCAUUAUCUUCCAUUAUCACUUCGGAAUUUUCCACUACUAAAUGGAGAGGUGCCAUUAUGGGUGCUGUGUUCGCUAAUCAAGCUUGGGGUCAAAUCCUUGGUGGUAUCGUCGCAUUGAUCUUAGUGGCUGCUUAUAAACCAAUGUUAAUCGGUGCUGAAACCGGUGAUAUGUGUGGACCUGAUUGUAUUAAAGCUUGUGAUCAAAUGUGGAGAAUUUUAGUAGGUAUCGGUGCUGUACCAGGUUUAAUUGGGUUAUAUUUCAGAUUGACCAUCCCGGAAUCUCCAAGAUAUUCUUUGGAUGUAGACGCUGCUUCAGAUUUAGAAUCUAUCGAAUAUACUAAAGUUGAAAUAAUAGAUGAAAAGCAACUUACCUCUUCUGCUUCCACUUCUUCAAAACUUAAUGAUAACAAUAGUAAUAAUGAUUUAACUUCUUUAUCAAGAGAAAAAACUGCCGUAGAACGUAUGGAAAUUAAACCUCCAAAGGCUUCAUUUAAAGAUUUCUGUCAUCAUUUCGGUCAAUGGAAAUAUGGUAAGAUUUUAUUAGGUACUGCAGGUUCCUGGUUCAUGUUAGAUGUUGCAUUUUAUGGGUUAAGUUUAAAUACCGCAGUCAUUUUACAAACAAUUGGAUUUGCCAGUUCAGAGAACGUUUAUAAGAAACUUUACAAUUCUGCUGUGGGUAAUUUGAUUUUGAUUUGUGCUGGUUCCCUACCAGGUUAUUGGGCUUCCGUCUUUACAAUUGAUAUUGUUGGUAGAAAACCAAUUCAAUUAAUGGGGUUCAUCAUUUUAACCAUCUUAUUCUGUAUCAUUGGGUUCGCUUAUAAUAAGAUUAGUGACGGUGGAUUAUUAGGUUUAUACAUUCUUUGUCAAUUCUUCCAAAAUUUCGGUCCAAACGUUACUACUUUCAUUGUUCCAGGUGAAUGUUUCCCAACAAGAUAUAGAUCUACUGCUCAUGGUAUCUCUGCUGCUAGUGGUAAAAUUGGCGCUAUCAUUGCACAAACUGCAUUAGGUAGUUUAAUUGAUCAUAAUUGUGCUAGAGAUGGUAAACCAAAGAAUUGUUGGUUACCUCAUGUCAUGCAAAUCUUCGCCUUAUUUAUGUUAUUGGGUAUAUUUUUAACUUUAUUGAUUCCAGAAACCAAGAGAAUGACUUUAGAAGAAAUCAAUGAAAAAUAUCAUCAAGAAGUAGAUCCUUCCAAGUAUUCUGCUAAAGCUAGUGGAAGUGAAAACACAACUUCAGACCCUGAAUAUGAAAUCACAAGAAGACUUGACGUAUAA
Molecule: messenger RNA, 1842 nt
Organism: Naumovozyma dairenensis CBS 421
Lineage: Eukaryota; Fungi; Ascomycota; Saccharomycetes; Saccharomycetales; Saccharomycetaceae
Exons: 1
Coding region: 1-1842 (613 amino acids)
Biological process (GO): transmembrane transport; phosphate ion transport
Cellular component (GO): membrane
Molecular function (GO): phosphate transmembrane transporter activity
Source: RefSeq, a predicted model, not a curated record